AUGUCGCCUGCCUUCCGAGUCCGCUGCCACUUGCUUCUGCUCUGUGUGUCAGCGCUCCGCGGGCACAGCUGUGCCGCCGAGCUGCGGGAAGCGGUGGACUAUGAUCCUUGGCGGGUCUUGGGCGCCAGCCCGAAGCGGGAGGUGGCUGGGGAGGAGCCGUAUCACCGUGCGCUGCGCUGCCUGGACGCGCUGAGCCUCCAGGGCCAGUUCACUUUCACCGCGGACCAGCCCCAGCUGCACUGCGCUGCGUUCCUCAUCGCAGAGCCAGGAGAGCUGCUCACUGUGCAAGCCGACCAUGCCUCGCUUGACUGCCAACGUGGAGACUUCCUGAAGGUCUUCGACGGCUGGAUCCUCAAGGGAGAGAAGUUCCCUAGCACCCAGGACCACCCCCUUCCCACGCCACAACGCUAUGUGGACUUGUGUGCCGGUGGUCUCAGCGGAGGGGGCAUCACGUCCUCCCAGAAUGUGGCCAUGCUCUUCUUCCGCGUCCACGAGCCAGGAAACGGCUUCACAGUGACCAUAAGGACACACCCCAACCUCUUCCCCUGCAACGCCGUCUCCCCGAGCCCAAGCGGAAGAUUCACACUGGUGGUGCCGCAGCAGCGCCGCAACUGCAGCUUCUCCGUGGUCUACCCGGUCGUGGUGAGGAUAUCCGACCUGGCCCUGGGCCGCUUCAGUGGCCUGCAGGUGAAGGAGGGACCUUUAGGUUGUGGGGGAACAGGAGAUUUCGUGGAGCUCCUGGGCGGGGUCGGAUUGGACCCUUCCAAGAUGAUGCCCCUGGCUGAUCUCUGCUACCCGUUCCGUGGACCUGCACAGAUGAAAAUCGGCUGUGACAGUGCUGUGGUGCGCAUGGUCUCCAGCGGGAGACACACCAACCGCAUGACCGUGGAGUACCACCAGCUGGAGACACAGGACAUGGAAGCCCCAAAUGAGAACGGCCUGCAGCCCGCCUGUGUGUCAGGACCCUGA
Messenger RNA from Ochotona curzoniae (black-lipped pika), 969 nucleotides. It is a transcript of the gene CRHBP, whose product is annotated as corticotropin releasing hormone binding protein. Gene Ontology annotation, biological process: negative regulation of corticotropin secretion; hormone-mediated signaling pathway; negative regulation of corticotropin-releasing hormone receptor activity. The record is from RefSeq and is a predicted model, not a curated record. Lineage: Eukaryota; Metazoa; Chordata; Mammalia; Lagomorpha; Ochotonidae. The transcript is spliced from 7 exons. Gene Ontology annotation, molecular function: corticotropin-releasing hormone binding. Bases 1 to 969 code for a protein of 322 amino acids.